UCCACCAAUGCCACUGCGUUGGUCAGACACCUUGAGUGCAGUUUUUUGUUCUGAUAUUGUAAUAUUUUAGCCAAAGUGGGGCAGUUCCAGGCAGAGAGCUUGGGUGAUGUGCUGUGUUCCACUGCAGAGGGGCUGGAAAUGUGCUGGUUGGAGGUUUGGGCAAGGAAAGGAAUGUGUUGUCAUUACAGACAGUUGUGUUAAUCACUGAGCUGAGAUGGAGCAGUGGCUGGGAGCAGCAGCCAUGCCAACUUCAGUCCUAAAGAACAUUUUCUGCAGAAGGUGAAAUCCCAAAGGCACUGUGUCCCACCACCAUGCCAGCAAGUGCUGGCAUCCAUCAGCUUGUUAAAGGUGAUUGACUGUGACUUCACCUGCCAGGAGAGCAGGGAGCAGAGCAGAAAGUACAAGAGGAGAUUAAAGAUCAGCGAGCAAUUUCCAUUGGCUGCCUUAAAAUUGCAGCGUGGUAAUUAGGCAGCUCACAAAUAGCUCAGCUCUCUGCCUGCCUGCUCAGAUUGAAACCUGUCACCACUGUGAGGAGCUGAACUUGGCUGCGAGGGAGCAAAAGGAAAAGCCAUGCAGGGACCGAGACCAGUGGUUCUGAGUGGCCCAUCAGGUGCAGGGAAGAGCACUUUGAUAAAGAAAUUGUUUAAAGAUUAUGAGAACAUCUUCGGCUUCAGUGUCUCUCAUACAACGAGGCAGCCAAGACCCGGAGAAGUAAAUGGCAAAGAUUACCACUUUGUGACCAGAGAAGAAAUGAAGAAAGAAAUCGAUGCUGGUGAAUUCAUUGAGCACGCAGAGUUCUCAGGAAAUAUGUAUGGGACGAGUAAAGGUGCAGUGCAGGCUGUUCAGGCCAAGAACCAGAUCUGCAUCCUGGACAUUGACAUCCAAGGCGUAAAGAACAUCAAGAAGACAGACCUGAACCCCAUCUACAUCUCGGUGCAGCCUCCGUCCAUAGACGUCCUGGAAAAAAGGCUGCGUGACCGACAGACUGAGACAGAAGAAAGUCUACAGAAGCGUUUGACUGCAGCCCGUGUAGAUUUGGAACUUAGUAAAGAGCCUGGCCUCUUUGACUUGGUCAUUAUUAAUGAUGAUCUAGAAAAAGCCUAUUCAGAACUGAAGGAGCAGCUCCUGAAGGAAAUCCAGAAGGCCCAAGAAUCCAGGAAGUCCUGAGCCGAGCCUGCCUGGACGUUUUAACUUGAUCACAUCAUUCCUGAGCCACAUCACAGCAUUUCAUUCCAAGAGACA
Lagopus muta (rock ptarmigan) is the source of this 1242-nucleotide messenger RNA. RefSeq names its product guanylate kinase 1 (gene GUK1). Gene Ontology annotation, molecular function: GMP kinase activity. NCBI's taxonomy places the organism in Eukaryota, Metazoa, Chordata, Aves, Galliformes, Phasianidae. The record is from RefSeq and is a predicted model, not a curated record. Gene Ontology annotation, cellular component: cytosol. Gene Ontology annotation, biological process: purine nucleotide metabolic process. The transcript has 8 exons. Bases 571 to 1167 code for a protein of 198 amino acids.